AUGCAUGAGGAUUUAGUGUUGAGAGUGAAGAGUAUUGCAAAAAAAAGCCCAGCCAUUGGAUUGGAGGAGAGUAGGCGAUCGGAGCGCCCAGACGACAACAGUUGUCUUCUAGUUGUUGGUGGAGCGCACGCUGACAUCAUCCCCCCCCUCGAGCUCGAACUCGGACAAGAGCUACCUUUGUGCCAGCCCAUCUUCGUGGAUUCUGCCUCUAGCCUGGGCAAAAGUGGCCCACUGGAACUGGCUUUUUGGCUUGGGCUCCGCCCAGCCCGGGCUUGGGCUCCUCAGUGGAGUUGCUCUAAAGCCCGUAGUCCAAGAACACAAGUCAAUUCCAACUCUGAAGGUUGCGACAAGCAGCUGAAGGAAGCAUGA
This is a messenger RNA of Prunus armeniaca (apricot), 369 nucleotides long. Lineage: Eukaryota; Viridiplantae; Streptophyta; Magnoliopsida; Rosales; Rosaceae. The record is from the annotation of a GenBank genome assembly.